AACCCCUUGGAUGUAUGCGCGCGUACUGGGGCGUGCGCUUCUCCUUACUCGUCGACUUUUCACCAAAACACCAGAGUUCUCCAAAUAACCUAAACUAAACAGUCAGCACUCUUUGACCAUUCCUUGCUUGCUCUCAUACUUUUCGAAUCAAUCCAACGAGAGAAAUCCGAUUGAGAAUUGGAAUCCUCUGCUUUCUGCAACUCUAGCCAUGGAGUUUGCUGAUGCGAACUUGGAGUUAAAGGAGAUUCAGACACUGGAAGGCCACACGGAUCGAGUAUGGAGCCUGGCAUGGAAUCCGGCCACCGGAAUCGGCGAGAUACCGUCGGUAUUUGCCUCUUGUAGCGGCGACAAGACUGUAAGAAUCUGGGAGCAGCGCCCCUCCUCUCGCUCAUGGGACUGCAAGGCAGUUUUGGAAGAAACGCACACUAGAACUGUGAGAUCAUGUGCUUGGUCGCCAUCUGGGAAACUGUUGGCCACUGGAAGCUUUGAUGCCACCACUGCCAUUUGGGAAAAUAUUGGGGGUGAUUACGAAUGUGUUUCCACCUUGGAGGGUCAUGAAAAUGAAGUAAAAAGUGUAUCGUGGAAUGCAUCAGGAUCUCUGCUUGCUACAUGUGGUCGAGACAAAACUGUUUGGAUUUGGGAAGUAAUGCCAGGGAAUGAAUUUGAGUGUGUCUCAGUGUUGCAAGGACACACACAAGAUGUCAAAAUGGUUAAAUGGCAUCCGACUAUGGAUGUUUUGCUCUCUUGUAGUUACGACAACACUGUUAAGGUAUGGUGGGCAGAGGAUGACGAUGGUGAGAGUUGGCACUGUGCUCAAACUUUAGGGGAAUCUAACAAUGGUCACUGUUCUACUGUUUGGGCACUUUCCUUUAAUGCAACAGGAGACAAAAUGGUUACAUGUAGCGAUGAUCUAACCCUAAAGAUAUGGGGCGCGGAUAUUGCUAGGAUGCAUUCUGGGGAUGGUUAUGCACCGUGGAGCCAUCUUUGCUCUCUUUCAGGUUACCAUGAUCGAACUAUUUUUUCAGUUCACUGGUCAAGGGAAGGCAUUAUUGCUAGUGGAGCAGCAGAUGAUGCUGUGCGAUUGUUUGUGGAGGACAAAGAUGGUUUGGUUGACGGACCUUCAUACAAUUUAUUACUUAAGAAGGACAAGGCCCAUGACAUGGAUGUAAAUUCAGUACAAUGGAGCCCUGGGGUAAACCGACUACUCGCCUCUGCGAGUGAUGAUGGGACGAUAAAGAUAUGGGAGCUGGCAACUAAACCCUGAUUCGAUUUUUCUGAUCAGCAUGGCUCAUAUCCUCUUCAUUCAAUGGAUUCCAAAUGCGUACGAUGACAUGGAAUCCUAUUGUACCCCUGAUUGGUGGAUUUUGAGAAAGUCGAUAUUGUCCAUUAGCGCAUGCGUUUUCUAACAUAUUUUCCGUAGAUGAUAGCAAAAAUGUUGUUACAUUAUGUAAGAAGAAAAAUAGAAACGAAGGAUGUCUGCUCAUGAUUGCAUUCCCGGGUUGAAUAAUAAGAUUGAUUCUCUCUCUCUCUUUCU
Carica papaya (papaya) is the source of this 1534-nucleotide messenger RNA. Its product is annotated as Transducin/WD40 repeat-like superfamily protein. Gene Ontology annotation, biological process: iron-sulfur cluster assembly. Gene Ontology annotation, molecular function: protein binding. The record is from RefSeq and is a predicted model, not a curated record. Lineage: Eukaryota; Viridiplantae; Streptophyta; Magnoliopsida; Brassicales; Caricaceae. Gene Ontology annotation, cellular component: cytosolic [4Fe-4S] assembly targeting complex.